AUGGUGAAGUUCUUUCGCAACAUUUUCAACAGUUAUCUCCUGACUAUGCCACGUGAACGACGAGUAGUGAUUGUGGAGAGCUUACUUACUCCUACACAAUUCAGAGAAACUGUUUGUGAGGCACUUCUUGAAGUUCCAGUGUUCUUUUUAUUCCUUCCUCAUCUCGCUGCAACAUUCCCUUUCAAUACAGAAUAUGCGCUCGUUGUAGAUGUCGGAUAUGUGGAAACACUUGCAGUUCCCAUUGCUGAAAGUGUAACUAUGUUGUCUUGUUGGGAACUUUCAAGUGUUGGUUCGAGAAGAUUGGAAGACCGUGUACGGGAACUGCUCAAGGUUCAUGGCCGCGUGGACAGUGGUGACGGUGUUCGUGAACUGAACGAAGACGACUGGAAAAUAAUAGAGGAUUCCAAUAUUGUGGAAGACAUAUGUGUACGUUUUGUCUUUUGCUGUCCCUUUGAACGUGGUCAAGCCAUCCAGGCAAGUGGUGCGGAGCACGGUUUGCCUCCGGUGAAAUCUGUAAAAGUACCCCUUGGUGCUGAGUUUCUUCAUAAUUCCUGGAUUCGUAAGUGCCCACUGGACUUACGCAAACUAAUGUUCGAAAGCAUUCUGCUGACUGGAGGCCCUACGCUUAUUCCAGGAUUCCUUGCUCGUUUG
Molecule: messenger RNA, 651 nt
Organism: Ostertagia ostertagi
Lineage: Eukaryota; Metazoa; Nematoda; Chromadorea; Rhabditida; Trichostrongylidae
Source: the annotation of a GenBank genome assembly